AUGCCGCCGGCCGCCGGCUCCGAGGCCCUGCCGCUGCCGCUGCCGCCGCCGCUGCUCGCCAGCUCCACCAGCCACGCCGCCACGAGUCUCAUCAUCGACUCGUACACCCCGGGCCUCGGCGAGCCGCGUGCGCCCGAGGCCAGGACCCACCCGCUCACGGCCACGGCGCCGUUCAUCAACGUGCUGGAGGGCGGCCCGGGGCCGGGCCGGCAGCCGUCGCACGACCGGCACGACUCGCAGUCGUCCGCCGUGUCGCUGGCCUCCAGCUCCACGCUCACCUCGGCGUACAGCCACCAGCAGCGCUUCGUGCGCUACGUCAUGAGCACGCACGCGGACGCCGCGGGCUCGCUGGGCCGCUGGAGCAUGGACAACGUGCUCGCGUGGCUCGACGGCCACGGCUUCUCCGACAGCUGGAAGGAGACGUUCCGCCGCAACGAGAUCUCGGGCAACCGCUUCCUCGAGUUGGGCAACUACGCGGCCGCGUCUGCCGUGUGGCGCCAGUUGAGUCUCCCGCUCGGCGCGCACGGCGACCCGGCCACCGUCGACCGCUUCAUUGGCUUGUUGGGGGCCGAGACCCACAUGCUCGCCGCCGCGCCGCCGCCGCUCGCGCCGUCGCUCCUCGACAUCGACCUGCUCGCCAAGCUCGAGAAUCGCAAGUCCUCCUCCACACUCUGGGCCCAGGGCUCUCCCUCUGUGCCGACGAAACAGCGGCCGUUCUCGUACGUCGACCCGGGCAACUGCAAGCCCGCCAAGGAGCACACCAAGUUCUUCCGCAAGCACACGCGCUUGCUGUCCAACGAGAACGCCCUGGGCGCCCCGGCGCCUUUGACGGGGGGUAAGCCCGCGAGCGAGGCUUCCCUGGGGCUGAGCAACCUCGGGUUCAAGAAGAGCGGCAUCUUGAGUACGUUGCGCAAAUACGGCGGCGAGAAGGCCGCGGGCAUCGUGAAACAGCCCGACGAUCAGAGGCUUGACUCCCCGGGAUCGCUGUGCACUUUUCGCGAUAACACAGCCAAGUCGCCCAGCUCAGUGCGCAGCUUCAAUGUUCCACACUUUGACGAAAGCGCUGGCGCACCGGUGUCAGCCAGCUCAAAAAGUGCCUCCAGGCCCCUCCUAGAGGACGUCGUCAGCUCUGAGUUUCUACCCCAGCCCAACGAACACACCGAUGAAAUCGCCUUCACUCUUUUGCUCACCCGCGACAAUCACUCAUUCGUCCCGUUCUCGGUCCACACAGAGCUCCUAGGUGAUCUCGCCACCCUAAAGAAAUCACUCAUCCUGAGGCUAGGCAUGCUCGACAUCGGCACCGUCACGUUUCAUUUGACCGAUUUUGAUGCCGAUUGCGGUGCCGCCAUGCCUGACGAUGUCCUACUCUUGGCCUUGCAGCACGGCUUGGUAUCGAAGCUAAAGCUCGAGCAAAACUUCCGGUCUCCAGACAGAAUCGGGACUUUCUCCAGCACCUCCUCCGACUCCAAGUCCUUCGAUGCUUCUGGCGGCAAAUUCUACCCGGCAACUCCACAAUAUUUGCUUCAACACUCGACCGACAAAGCUGUCGAUUACAUGAAUUUCAAGGACGCGAGCAAACCGCGCGUUUCGUCGAAAGACUAUGAUCUUCCCUCGUUGCCUCUGGUCGGGUCGCUGGAGCGUGUUCCCAGUGGGUCAUUCCCAAUUAACUUAUCAUUACCCCAACUGAGAAGAUUACAGCAAAACAACGCAGUAAAUGCAAAACUGAACAAACGGGGACUUGCCCUCAACACUUUGCAGCCACCAAUUUCAGCAGGCUCAGCUCCCGAAUUCGACCUGCUAUCUACAAGAGAUUCACUUACAGAAUCAACGCCGUCCUCGGGAUCCUCCUUUACGAUCGUUCGUAAGAAAGGCAGGGAAAUCGAUUUUGACAAGAGAAGGUUGAAUUCAAACGAAAGUAAAGCCCCGCGCCUAAUCCCAAACAUAUACUCUUCUUCCGUGACCGACGCUGCGAUAUCACCUAUUUCUGCAUCUACCAUCCAUGCUUUGGAAGAUGAGAAAACAUCUUCUUCCACAGGAAGGCUCAGGUCAGAUACUCAAGCGUCACGCAAUUUUUCUUCCGGACUAGAGCUAGAGAAGGGUGCAAGCUUUGUCGCUCGCAGAAAAGCUCCGCCUCCACCCACAGCGUCAAAUUCUUUGAAAGUGAAAGAGAGGAGAGGUACAAAGAGCUUUAGUGUUCUGUCGGGCUCGAGUCGUUCGGAGUACUAUCAUCUAUCCAAUGAAAGCAUCGACUCAUUCCGCAGCUCGCAUGUCGGCGUGUCGAGUCUCCAUGGUACCACUAAGCAGUUUGAUUUCAGUGAUGCGCCUAGUCUUGAUUUGCCACAGCAUGGCGGAGGUUUCGGCGAUGACAGUGAUGACGAUGACGAUAAUGAUGUGUUCUUCAAACCACUCAAGCCGAAGAACCCAAUUCUGACAAAUGAGAAUACAAAUCACAAACACUUGCCUCCAAAGUUAGGAAGCAAUGAUUUGGUGCCUGACAUUGAUACAAUCGCCAUGCGGCCCUCGGUUGACGAGGUUUACGACAAUCUCGAAAAGUAUUUUCCGAAUACCAUUUUGGACAAGCCGAUAAUCGAUGCUUAUCCUGAAUCGCCAAACAUUGUUUCAACCGAUAGUGCCGUUAUGAAUCUUUUACCCAAAAACCCGCCCAUCUCAAGAACGUUCUCAAAUGCCAACAUUUCUCCUGUCCAUCCGGAAAAAGAAUCUGACGAUCAAGUCUUCUACGGAGACGGUCCUCUUCUACGCCGUCGUAUGAAAACCAUCCGAGUUGUGGCCUAUGAGGCACAUCGCAAACGUUUGGCCAGCCAGAAGGCGGUGAAAGAAUCUGUGGUCACAAGGCCAGCACGAAAACAGCAUGCGCCAACUGGUGCACUUACGAGAACAAAUACUAAAUUAUGGGGUCAGAAAGUUGUUGAGGUUACUUCUGAUAAUAUUGAAAAGGGAUUCGUGGGUAGGAUUCGGAAGGUAGCCAAUAGGCCCUAUGAAGAGUUUGCCUGGGUAAAAGGUGAGCUCAUUGGCCGAGGUUCUUUCGGGUCUGUUUUCCUAGCUCUUAAUGUGACGACAGGUGAAAUGCUAGCAGUGAAACAGGUCAAUGUUAGUGACAGUACAAAGUCCAACUCUGAUGGCAUAGACGCUUUCCACAAGGAGGUGGAAACCAUGAAGGACUUGGAUCACCUCAAUAUCGUGCAGUAUUUGGGUUUUGAACAGAGCAAAAAAACCUAUAGUUUAUUCUUGGAGUACGUUGCCGGUGGAUCUGUUUCUUCUUGCCUCAAAUCGUACGGGAAAUUCGAUGAGCCAUUGGUGAAGUUCAUCACCAGACAAGUGCUUGAAGGCUUGAAGUAUCUCCAUGAGAACGGAAUUCUACACCGAGAUUUGAAGGCAGACAAUCUUCUCCUCGAAAUAGAUGGUGUGUGCAAGAUUUCGGAUUUUGGUAUAUCAAAGAGGUCGCAAGAUAUCUAUAGCAACAAUGCGGAGAUGUCGAUGCAAGGCACCGUGUUCUGGAUGGCGCCAGAAGUAAUUCAUAGCAUGGUUGAGGAAAAGAAACAGGGUUACAGCGCCAAGGUCGAUAUCUGGUCUCUUGGAUGCGUGAUGCUAGAGAUGUUUGCGGGACAGCGGCCCUGGUCAAAUGAAGCGGUGGUUAGUGCAAUCUACAAGCUUGGAAAGACCAAGCUAGCGCCUCCAAUACCUGUGGAUGUGAGUAAGGAAGCGAAAGAUUUCCUCAACAAAUGUUUCACCAUCGAUACGGAAAAACGCCCGACCGCCGCCAAGUUGUUGAACCAUGAGUUCAUGAGACCCGACAGCAGCUUCCACUUCAGCCAGACAAGGCUCAGUGAAAUCAUCAAGAGCAACUCGACUAAGAACAUGAUCAAGAGACAUUAG
Molecule: messenger RNA, 3894 nt
Organism: Metschnikowia bicuspidata var. bicuspidata NRRL YB-4993
Lineage: Eukaryota; Fungi; Ascomycota; Pichiomycetes; Serinales; Metschnikowiaceae
Gene: BCK1
Product: mitogen-activated protein kinase kinase kinase
Exons: 2
Coding region: 1-3894 (1297 amino acids)
Biological process (GO): protein phosphorylation
Molecular function (GO): ATP binding; protein kinase activity
Source: RefSeq, a predicted model, not a curated record